Molecule: messenger RNA, 1187 nt
Organism: Cuscuta campestris
Lineage: Eukaryota; Viridiplantae; Streptophyta; Magnoliopsida; Solanales; Convolvulaceae
Source: the annotation of a GenBank genome assembly
CUUAUAUGGAUAGUGUUGGGAUCACUACAAGAAAAAAAGGACUUUUAAUUAGGGAUCAAUUAUGACGGGUUAAUAAUACUUUCAUUAAAUGAAUUAUUUGUACAUUUUUAAUAAAGAGAAAAAUUUGAGGAAAGGUCCUUUAUUCGUUCCAGGCAAUUCGGCGAAGAAGAACGCUUGAAAUUCGGGAUUUCACACAUCUAUUCGCGAUUUCUUUCUUCGUUCUUCCAGAUCUAUCGCCCGGUCAAAUUUUCGACUGAUUCACAGGAGCAAAAUGCAAAAGGAAAGAAUCCGUUGACGUGAAAUCUUCUUCCCAUAUGAAUGUCUUAUCUCGCCCAAAUUAUGCAUGUUUUUCGCGUCUCCGCCUCACGGAUUUUACACAGAAGGAAAGUCUCGACUUGAAUCCUGAUUCAAAGGAAAAAAUCCGAUUGCAUCCGUUGUCUGUAGCAUUACACGGCCAGCCCAGAGGAAAUCCUGCCGGGAGGAAAUUGCAGCAGCCAAAAUCCACGGACUCCACCGGCUCCACAGAAAUAUCAUUUCUACUUACAACUGGCCAACUUCAAUGAUAAGUUUAAAGCAAAUUAGAAGAAGUGGGGGGUGGAAUCAACAACAACUAAGCCUUAUGUGAUGGAAUCAUGGGAACAAAAUCCCAAGCCAAGACAAAGAUAGUUGCGCUGGCAAUUUAAUGCCAACUGGUGAUGCCCAAGGCAUGCUCGGCAGCUACAUAUAUCAAACCGUGAGCUUCACUUUUACUUUUACAUUUAUCUUCAUAUGUCUAGCGAGGAAAAAAGUGUUUGAAAUCAUCGUGAAUGUGAUGAAAAUCAUGAAAUGGUUGAAUUGGCAAAAUCCUUUAAUAUAAUAUUUGAGAGUUUGAUUCCUAAGAUUUCAAAAUGGUAUACACCCUCUGAUUUUAUAUAUCAUAAUCUGCAAUACGCUGGAGUUUUAUAAAGAAAAGGCUGGACUCAAAUUUUAACCCAAACUUAAGGGUUGAGUAAAGCAAGGUUAAAUAUAUUCUUCAAAGCAAGGUUGUAGCCUAAGUAAAAUGAAAAAUAUUGUUAUAUUUCUCUCUUACUUUUUGAAAUGAAUUACAACUACAUAAAGCAAACAAUCAAUCCUAAGAUACUUACAUCAUGAUUAUGCAUCAUUGGGAUGAUGUAAUACUACUCAACAGCUAGAUUCUAGACCUACUU